Messenger RNA from Acanthoscelides obtectus, 2713 nucleotides. The record is from the annotation of a GenBank genome assembly. Lineage: Eukaryota; Metazoa; Arthropoda; Insecta; Coleoptera; Chrysomelidae.
UAUGGCUGUCAUUGGUCUGUUAUCUGUGUAUGAUGGCUGUAAAAUAGAAAUAAUAGAAAAACAUCCCGUCUUCUAUAAACCUAUAAACCUUGCACGUAUUUCUGAAUCUUAGGGAUAAACAGCAACCUAUGCGAACGAGGUGAUAAAAAUUUAAUAACCAAAUCAUGGACGCCACCCUUCAGCCGCAGGGCUUACUACCACCGCCAGGCAUAGGUACACCCCCAAUGAUGCCCCAGAUGCCGGUGCCCCCAAUAAGUGGAUUUCCGCCCAUGAUACCUCCUUUCAGUGUACCGCCACCCGGCUUUCCGAACUUUCCCCCUGGGGCUGCGCCCCCGACCUCAGCCCCUUCUACCCCAGGAGUGACUGCUUCGGUUACUGGUGCAGCCAGUGAAUGGAGUGAACACAAAGCCCCAGAUGGAAGAACCUACUAUUAUAACUCUGUUACUAAACAGAGUUCAUGGCAGAAACCUGAUGCUCUAAAAACCCCUGCAGAGCUGUUGCUAUCUCAAUGUCCUUGGAAGGAAUAUACUGCAGACAAUGGAAAAAUAUAUUAUCAUAACGUUAAUACAAAGGAAUCUCGUUGGAUUAUUCCACCAGAACUAGAAGAAAUAAAACAGAAGAUUGCAUCAGAAGAGUUGAAUCAAACAUCCGCUCCCGUGACUCCCAGAGAGGUAACAUCUCCAUUGCAAAUUCAACCUUCAACAGCGUCUUCCACAGGUCCAAACUCGCCCAGCAUCGGCUCAGCAACUGCUAGCCCAGGCGGAAGAAGCAGUGCUCUUGAGGCUGCAAUGGCUGCAACUUUGGCUGCUAUUUCUCUACCAAAUCCACCAUCUACUAAAGAUGAGGAUUCCAAUUCUGCAAGUGCUACUGAAGCUCCUAAAGAAGUUAAAACACCUGUUAUAGAACCGAUUGUUUACAAAGAUAAAAAAGAAGCAAUGGAUGCUUUCAAGGAAUUGUUGAAGGAUAAGAAUGUUCCUUCUAAUGCUUCGUGGGACCAGUGUGUGAAGAUUGUAUCAAAUGAUCCUAGGUUUGAGUCCUUCAAGAAACUGAACGAGAAGAAGCAAGUUUUCAACGCUUAUAAAACUCAAAAGCAGAAGGAUGAAAAAGAAGAGCAACGUUUGAAAGCGAAAAAAUCGAAAGAGCAGUUAGAAGAAUUUCUUUUAACUUCGGAUUUGAUAACGUCUGCGACGAAGUAUUAUAGGUUAGAUGAAAUGUUCGGACAUUUGGAGGUAUGGCAGAAUGUAAUAGACCCUGAUAGGAGGGAUAUCUAUGAAGACGUCAUGUUCACACUAUCAAAAAGAGAAAAGGAAGAGGCAAAGGUACUAAAGAAAAGGAAUAUGAAGAAACUUGCUGAGGUCUUGGAGUGCAUGACAAAAAUCAAUUAUGAUACUACAUGGAGUGAAGCACAGGUUUUGCUUUUGGAGAACAACGCAUUCAAAAACGACGUCAAUCUUUUGGCCAUGGACAAAGAGGAUGCGCUCAUAGUAUUUGAAGAGCAUAUUAGAGUAUUAGAAAAAGAAUAUACCGAAGAGCGGGAACGAGAGAAACGAAGGAUAAAGCGGCAAUGCAGAAAAAAUAGAGAUCAAUUCUUGGCUUUGCUUGAUCACUUGCAUGAAGAAGGCAAACUGACGUCUAUGUCUUUGUGGGUGGAAUUAUAUCCGAUCAUAUCGGCAGACAUACGGUUUUCAGCAAUGUUAGGUCAGAAUGGUUCUACACCUUUAGACCUUUUCAAAUUCUACGUCGAGGAUCUGAAAUCGAGGUUUCACGACGAGAAGAAAAUUAUCAAAGAGAUACUAAAAGAAAAAGAAUUUGAAGUGAGGAUUGAUACUACGUUUGACCAGUUUGCAACGGUUAUAUGUGAAGACAAGAGGUCUGCUACUCUGGAUGCGGGAAAUGUCAAGUUGACGUUUAAUUCUCUAUUAGAAAAGGCUGAAGCUAGGGAAAAAGAAAGGUUAAAAGAAGAAUGUAAGAGGAUGAAAAAAAUAGAGAGCAGUUUCAAGAAUUUGCUGAGAGAAAUGAAUAUCGAUUUCGAGUUGCCAUGGGACGAAAUUCGAGGGAAGAUCGAAAAAGAAGAUGAAUUUCUCGCAUUUGACUCAGAAUCUGACAGAACUAGAGUGUACAAGGAGUUCCAACACGAAAUGGAAGAAUCCUGCAGCCAUCACCAUUCAAGGUCCAAAAAAUCUAAGAAAAAGAAAAACAAGAAAUACAAGUCUUCCAGCAGUGAAUCGGAGGGACACAAAAAGACGAAACACAGAUCGAGAAGCGCCAGUCCAGCAGUAUAUUCGGAAGAAAGUGGCGAGGAAUACAAGAAAAAGAAGAAGAAAAAGCACAAGAAGAAAAGUCCUUCAGUGAGUUACAGAUAAUUUUCAGUAUUUCGGUAAUUUAUGUAUCUGACAUGUCAGUGUAAUUGUUAACGUUAAUAUAUCAUUUUUAUUGCAUUCCGUUUUAAUAUACUUUAUUUUUCUCAAUGCUCUCAACCGUAUUUAUGCUGGGCUAAUGAUUUCUUUUUUGUACAGAGUACACCAUCAUAUAAACAAGAAGAUGGAAAGGGUGGUGAAAUGAGUGAGACUGAGCUUGAAAAACAGAGGGCACUGUUGCUGGCAAAACUGAACAAUGAGAGUGAUUGAAUUGACGCUUUUGUAGAGAAAUCAUGAAUCAAAAUACAGCCGAUUUUGCCGCACAGAUGACGCAGACAUUAAAAUAUUAUAAGAAG